UCCAUUUCACAUCAUAGUUGUUUAAGCAAAAAAGAGUUAGCAUGGAGUUUGGGAAGGAAUUGGGACAUAUUGUAGGCACCGGUAACGAACAUGGGGAAGACUCUAAUUCUCGCAGUGGCCAAAAGAAGACUUAUCAUCGCCAUACUAACUAUCAAAUAACCCAACUAGAAAGAUUUUUCACGGAAUGCCCACACCCAGAUGAAAACCAACGGCGUCAACUAGGGCUGGAGCUUGGUCUAGACCCAAAACAAGUUAAGUUCUGGUUUCAGAACAAAAGGACCCAAAUAAAGGCUCAGCAUGAGAGGGCGGAUAAUAAUGUUCUUAGAGCUGAGAACGAAAGUAUCCAAUGUGAAAAUAUUGCGAUUCGAGAGGCACUGAGCAAUGUGAUCUGCCCUUCUUGUGGAGGUCCGCCCUUUAGUGAUGAAGAUCGUCAACACAGUUUGGAAAGACUUCAAGUUGAAAAUGUCCACUUAAGAGAGGAGCAUGAAAAGGUAUCCAACCUUCUGGCCAAGUACAUGGGGAAACCAUUACCAGAAAUAGAGAAGCUGGUAAGUACAAUCCCUGGAAGUACGGAUGGGUCCUCUUUUGACCUACUUCCAUCUGCUGUAAGGUCAGGCCCAUCAUCAAGCACCCCAAACAUGGAACAAGAAAAAAUGAACCAAAUCAAAGGUAUCACAGAGAUGGAAAGGGGAGUUAUGGUAGAGACGGCAGCACUUGCCAUGGAUGAACUAAUUAAGCUUCUCAAGAUUGAUGAGCCUUUGUGGACCACGGCAUCAUCCUCUUCUGUGCCCACCACUGAUCAUGGCGAUGGUGGCCGUCGUACUCUUCACCGUGACAACUAUUAUAAGAUCUUUCCGCAGAGAGACAAUAUCAAUCAUCAUCUCCCAAAUCCCUCCUCUGCUCGUUUUGAAUCAUCUAAACACUCCGGAAUUGUGGCCAUGAAUGCUGCGCAAUUGGUUGACAUCUUUCUUGAUUCCAAUAAAUUCGUAGACCUACUUCCUACAAUUAUUACGAAAGCUAAGACAAUUGAAGAAAUUGAAAAAGGAGACUUGGGAAACAGACAUGGAGCUUUGCUACUGAUGUAUGCGCAAAUGCACGUCCUUUCGCCUCAUGUGCCGCAAAGAGAAAUUUCAUUCCUUCGCCUUUGCCAACAAAUUGAGGUUGGAAUUUGGGUAAUUGCUGACGUAUCCUAUAAAAUUUCAAAGAAUAAUAGCUCUUCUUCUCGUUGUUGGAAGUUACCCUCUGGUUGCAUCAUUGAAGACAUGCCAAAUAAUGGCAGCUCCAAGGUUACCUGGGUUGAACAUGUGCUGGUGGAUGAUAGUGUCCAAACUCAUCGGCUCUAUAGAGAUGUUGUGUGCAUUAAUAACACUGCAUAUGGAGCUGAAAGAUGGAUUGUCUCAUUGGAAAGAAUGAUUGAAAGACGCACUUAUUGUUCCAAAGUCAUUGAUCACAGUAAUAUUUCAGGUUUUCAUGAAUUUGGUGGAGUGAUAAGCUUAGCAGAAGGAAAGAAAAGCAUAACGAAACUUGGGCAUAGAAUGUUGAAAAGCUUUAGUGGGAUGUUGGGGAUGUCAGGGAAAAUGGAUUUUCCUCAUUUAUCUGAAGUCAACAAUAGUGGAAUCAGAGUGUCAGUUCGUAAGGGCACAGCGCCAAGUCAACCUUUUGGAAUGAUUGUCAGUGCUGCUACCUCUCUUUGGCUUCCUUUGCCGCCCCUAACUCUCUUUGAUUUCUUCACGCAACACAAAUCCAGACUCCAGUGGGAUGUUCUCUCCAACGGUAAACAAAUACAUGAGAUUGCACAUAUUCCAACUGGUGCAAAUCCCAAAAAUUGCAUUUCUAUUUUACGGCCGUUCCUGCCAAGUGAUAACAACAUUUUGAUGGUUCAAGAGAGCUAUGUAGACGCUUUGGGAUCAUUUGUGAUUUAUGCACCAAUAGAUGUGCCAACUCUUAACCUAGCAAUAAGUGGUGAGAACAUCUCAAAUGUACCAAUACUCCCUUCUGGAAUCAUAAUAUGUGGUGAUGGUCGCACACAUGGUAUUGACCCAAAUGUUGAAUUAGCUUCGGAUUCUCCUAACACAACCAAUGCAUCCCCAUCAGUUGUUGGUUCACUUCUUACUGUGGCUUUCCAAAUUUUGGUUUCUAAUCCUUCCUCUUCCAAACACCAUAUCAACAUGGACUCUGUGGCCACUGUCAACACUCUUAUUAGCUCAACUGUCCAGAAGAUUAAAUCAGCUCUUGGCUGUUCUACUGAACAAUAAAACUCUUGUAUCUUUUAUUACAUGUCUUAUGCUUUUAUCGCCUUGUUUUAUAUUUCAAGUUUAAACAGUUAGUUAAUAAGUACCUUUAUUAUC
This is a messenger RNA of Cannabis sativa, 2348 nucleotides long. Its product is annotated as homeobox-leucine zipper protein ROC8-like. Bases 42 to 2255 code for a protein of 737 amino acids. Gene Ontology annotation, molecular function: DNA binding; lipid binding. The transcript has 10 exons. Lineage: Eukaryota; Viridiplantae; Streptophyta; Magnoliopsida; Rosales; Cannabaceae. The record is from RefSeq and is a predicted model, not a curated record.